Molecule: messenger RNA, 1044 nt
Organism: Psilocybe cubensis
Lineage: Eukaryota; Fungi; Basidiomycota; Agaricomycetes; Agaricales; Agrocybaceae
Exons: 19
Coding region: 1-1044 (347 amino acids)
Source: RefSeq, a predicted model, not a curated record
AUGUCAACUUCUGCUACUCUCGAUCCAAGCGUCGCAUUGGACAAUUCAAUGGGCGCUAUGUUCAUUGGAGUCAUUGUGAGCGCGGUUCUUCACGGGAUCACGCUUCUACAGGCGUUCACAUAUUGGAAUAAUUACAAAAAAGAUGUGUGGUAUCUCAAGACACUUGUGUCAAUAACGGUGUCAUUUGAUGCGAUUCAUCUGGUGAUGAUCUCCCAUGCAGUGUACCAUCAUGUCGUUUCCAAAUAUCACAGUGAUAAGGAUAGUCUCCGAUUCAUUACCUGGACUGUGUUGUUUCUACACUUUGCGUGUGUUUCGCCGUAUGUACUUCCUCUCAAUGCCAAACUACCGGAAUUGCUCAUCUAUCAACACAAUAUAGUAAGCAAGAGAAACUACUGGCUCGCAGGGACGAUCUUCUUCCUCAUUCUGGCGACAGCAGGUUCUGGAACCGUCUGGGUUAUCUUAUCCCUACAGUUUGAGACAUAUGAACAACUACUGUCGAUUACGCCGCUGACUAUUACGAUAAAUGCUCUCUCAACCGUUGUUGACGUAGCAAUUGCUGCCAGUCUGUGCAUCAUGCUUCAUAAUGCCCGCACCGGAUUUAGGAGAUCAGACACAAUUAUAACAAAGCUUAUAAUUUUUGUCGUGAACACGGGAGUCUUGACAACGUGCUGCGCUGUCGCGUCUUUGAUUUGUCUCAUUGCAUCCCCAAAAAGUCUAAUCUACGCCACAUUUUACUUUUGCAUUGGAAGAUUGUAUACCAACUCGUUCUUGGCGACACUUAACGCUCGCAAUUCGUUCACUAGUCAGAUUGACGAGAAUACAACCUCACGCAUGAUGGGAUCAAUACCGACGAGCGUCAUCAGCGGUCAUCAAGCCGCUACUAAUUCGAUGAAAAUGAAGAACAUCACUAUUCGCAUCGAUACCUCAACCACCAAGGAUGCGCUUAACAAUGGUGCCAACCACUCGGUAGACGCUCUAAAAUCCCAGAGUGAAAAAAGUGAAGACGAUGUCCGUGUCAGGGCAAAGAAUGGAGAUCUUUACUGA